Physella acuta is the source of this 1536-nucleotide messenger RNA. RefSeq names its product F-box/LRR-repeat protein 21. Gene Ontology annotation, molecular function: protein binding. Lineage: Eukaryota; Metazoa; Mollusca; Gastropoda; Physidae. Gene Ontology annotation, biological process: positive regulation of protein ubiquitination. The record is from RefSeq and is a predicted model, not a curated record.
CAACUUCCUGUACAUAAUAUGGCGCGGAUGUAAGGUAUAUAUUAUUAUUUCAUCGUUGGAUAUCUAUAUAAACAUCUCAAUAUAAAUAAUAUAAUAUAAACGAGAAGUGACACAUAGCUACACGGCGAUAUGUCGUUGUUCAGCAUCAAAAAAAUAAAAAGGGCUGCAGCUGAAUUUGUUGGCGGUGGGACUAAACAGCCUGACUGGAGCCAGCUGCCGUACGAGAUUCUGUUGAACGUCUUCCGUUACCUGAGCAACAGCGACAAGUACCACGCCGCCCUCACCUGCAAGUCCUGGCUCCGUCCACUUUCAGAGCCGUCCGUGUGGCAGUCCGGAGAUUUUGUUUUUGACUCAGAGAGCGAUGAGAAAGCGAUCACGUUUGUGAAAAUCACUGGAAAAUCAUUACGUCACAUCCAUGCAGAAUGUAAAGUAGUCGAACCAGAAACUUGGGACGAUGACGGCAGCGCAACCUGUACAGGGAUGUACCAAUUUUUGGCCAACUUAUUGAACUCACGCAACCAACAGCUGUUGACUUUCAAACUUACCAAUCUGUGCAUUUUAGAAAUCGAUGGCGAUAGAGCAAAUUCAAGGUCAUUUUCAGAGGUCGUUGAACUACUGACUAAAGUCUUGGAGGUCCAACAGCAGCUUCGUGUCCUUGACCUCAGUAACAGCAACAAGUCUCGCAAAAACUGUCGCGAGGAUCAUCCUACCGUAGAUCAAGGUAUGAGACUGUUGCAUGCUGCUAGUAAAAACUGUGCCAACACGCUACAGAAACUUACGAUCGCCAGGUUCGUUAGCUUGAUAGAUAUUUACCCUAAUGACUUGAGCUUUCUUCCACAAUUUCGAAGCGCCAUCGCAGGUUUCAGCAAGUUAUCAGACCUUGACCUCAGCUACGGUUAUUUGGAAGAUGACCUGCUGCUUAGCUUAGCCAGGACAACAACCAGCCUGAAGGUGAUCACAGUUCGUGUAGACAAGCCCCCAUAUUUCGAGACUAGCACCACCCCUGCAGCGUGGGAGAACCUUACAGCCGUUUGUCCUGAGCUCCGAGUCAUAUUUUUCAUCAAAACCAAAUAUAUGAGAUGUAUGAACACGUCCUUCCAAGACACUACAACGAUGCUAACACCAUCCAUGCCGCUCUAUCAAGUCAAGUGGAAAGCUGACAGUGUCAUCGCUAUAGAGAAAAUAAAAAACUUCUUUCAACAUGUGGAGCAAAACUUUCAGGAAACUUUACAUCAUCUUGAUCUACAAACUGAUGUUCGUCUAGACAUGGAAUGCAUUGAUGCGAUGUUCAAAUGUUUGCAGCCGUGCAAAAAUCUGAACAGCCUGUCCCUGUGUUUGACUUGUGACAAGAGUGAUGACGAGGAGAUAUACACGAUAGCCAUUAGAGAUGCCAUGUGGCGAUGUUCAGUCUCAUGUGAUGUCACACUGAACGGUCAAGCAGUCAAAUAAAACUGGUCAGUCUGACACGGUUGGAGGGACCUGGAGACUAAAGAAUGUUCGACCAGUUGACGAUGAUUUUAGAUCCGUAUAAAACAA